CAAUAGAAUGGUGGUCAAAUGGCGUCGUCCUUUAUCGAUGACCUUCUCGGCAAAAAAAUCGAUGAAAAUGAAGUCAGUGCGAUGAGAGGAUCGCUAGAAAGUCAACUAGCGUCUUCUACAGUCUCUAGCUCAACUCAAAAUGAAUCAAAGCAAGUUUAUUCACCGGCCAAGGCUUCAUCACAGCCAUCGAAUGUUUCAAGCAAACAGUCGAAGCAAAGUAGCCCGAUUUCGAGCCAUUCGGCGAAUCUUCGUUCAGGUAUCCCGGCGGCACGCGUUCCCGCGACUACAACAGUGAUUCAUAUUGCACCUCGACCAACUCCUAGCACUGCUGUGCCUUUAAGACCAAAURCUAUGGUUUUACCUGCUGGAUAUGUUAACGUUACGGCGAUAAAUGCAGCCGAACUUCUAAAUAGAACCAAUGUGAACAUGAUCAAUGCUUCCCAACUGCUCGCGCCGAGAAUGAUGACUGGGGUUACAGUACCCAGUCAAGGACAACCAAUCGCACCUCGUAUUAUACCUUCAAUUCAACCACGUUUGCCAACGGGAGCAAUUUCUCCAGCWAUUUCACAAUUACAAGCUCCAGGAGUGCAUAUUUCAAAAGAUAGCAAAACUGGCCGUAUAACGAUCACCCAAGAUCCAUCGGCCAUUGCUACUACUACAAACAACGGCGUGACAAAUUCGACCGUCCCUAUAAGUAAUCUAGCGCAGGGACAUAAUGCUGCAAAUGUGAAAAAUAUGGUAGGCAAUGCGGCAUUCAGAAUGCCAAAUCCAUUGCAACUUGUAAAGAAUCAAACAAGUGUUGCUACAAGCAAUGCCCACCCUGGAAUUGUGGUCACAACCACAACUCCAGCAGCUACAACUUUAAGCUACCAGAAUUCAACAAAUUCGAUUGUUACAACUACCACGGCAAAGCCUGUGGCAGCUGUAACUGUUCCGCAAACUAGUAUUGCACAGGUUCCCAUGGCGCAACCACAGGCCAGGGCACACUUAGAAGAACAAGCUACAAAAUUAAAGAAUUUUUUCAAUAAUCUUAUCCGGCUUGCUGCUGAAAAAUCACCCGAAGUUGGACCAGCUGUUAAAGACUUGAUUCAAAAAGUUAUGGAAGGGAAGCUCACUGAAGAUGAAUUUGCAGCUAAGCUGCUUACCACGCUCAGUUCCGGGCCACAGCCAAACCUGGUUGGCUUCUUAAAGAAAGCAUUGCCCAUGUUACGAGCUCAAGCAGGAGCACAAAUUCAGCAACAGCAACAACAGCAAACACCACAACAACAGCAGCAACAACGUACACCAGCUCAGCAACAACAAGCAAUAGGGAACUCAGUGACUCCCAAGCCUGCCUACAAUACCCAGUCCCCUCAAAGGAUGAUUACAGCCUUGCCGCAACAGAGACCACUUACACCGUCAACSACACAAAAUCAACAGCAAUUAAGAGUACACUUAACACCUCACCAACAACAAUUACUUAUGCAGAAUACACCUGUGGUGACGCUUACACCAGCUCAGCAACAGCUGUUCCGUCGCCAGCAACAACUUGGAUCACAAAGAGUUCUUAUUUCGCCUUCUAAUUCAGCAASUGGGUCAGGGACACAGAUACCAGCAAGAAGCAUAGUCAUGGUUCAGAACAGRCCUGGGGUUGGGAUUACUACUGCAGGUGGAGUGAAAACUGUGCUGGCAACACAGGUAAAGCCCCAAGCUGCCUCUGCUCCUGGUGCAGAUAAGACAAAACACAAAGCUGGACAUGCUGGGAUCAGCAGUAGUGGCGAUGAUGACAUCAAUGAUGUCACUUCAAUGGCAGGCGUCAAUCUYAUGGAAGAGAGUCAAAGAAUACUAGCUAUUAAUUCAGAUCUACUCAGCUCCCAAACAAGAAGUUGUCGAGAUGAGAUUUUUCUCUAUUCAGAACCUUUACAAAAGAAAUUAGAAUCAUUAGUCAAAAAACAUGGUAUUACCGGGAUUUCACAAGAUGUAUGUGGUCUUAUUUCGCAUGCGACGCAAGAACGACUUAGAGAUACACUAGAAAAAUUAUCKGUGAUUAGUUUAAAUCGACCAGAGAACUAUAGGGAUGACCCGAAAUAUGAAGCAUUAUCGGAAACCAAGGCGCAGAUCCGUGUCUUUGAGCAAAUCGACGAAGUUGAACGUAAAAAACGAGAACUUCGAGAGCGUGAAGUGCUCAUGCGCGCCGCAAAGAGCCGAUCGAGACAAGAAGAUCCAGAACAAGCAAGACUGAAGGAAAAGGCAAAACAGCUUCAGCAAGAGGAGGAAGAAAUUAUACGAAAACGAGAAGCUAACAACACAGCUUUAGCAGCCAUUGGACCGAGAAAGAAAAGAAAAUUAGACGAAGCUUUAGAAGGAUAUAAUUCAUCGCCGGGCUCCUCUUCGUCCAGUGCCGCUUUCAACUCGCCUCGAAGUGCAUAUGGAAAUCGACCACAGAGAACAAGGCGCGUUACACUUAAAGACCUUGUAUUUGUUCUGGAACAAGAAAAAGARACUUCUAAAUCGAACUUAUUAUACAAAGCUCUUCUUAAGUGACAACGCAUGCGCUGGCGAUGUGAAUAUUUGGUUCUCACUUGAUACACUGACUACACAUGCGCAGUACUUAAAUAUAUAUUUUCGACUCUCAAAUCGUACUACGAWAACUACAUCAGAAUGGCAACAUUACGCCCUUUGGUUUCAAGUGAAUAAGCAUGCGCAGUUACAAWUAUAGUGAGUAAUUGUUUGACUCCCACACGGUACAGCGACAACAAAAUGAACUKAAUUGCAAYCGGUGCUCAUCUUUUACUUUUGCGACUACACAUGCGCAGAUACCGAUAUCUCGACUUAGGGUUUGUAACCCACAUGGUACAACAAAGACACUUCUAAAUCCUACAAUUAUACACAUGGGAAUACAUUUUSAUUUGGAGUACAAAUGACGGCAAAGAUGUUUUGCUUUGGCUCCUAAAUCAAGCUACACGAUCCUAAAGUGAAGAAGAAAUAUUCGUUGGAACGACGAUUUCAUAAAAAGAGAAUAAAAAAAGAUGAAUGUCCUCAUAAGAUAAACUAUCUGCGGUCAGUCCAUUGAGAAUUACAUACACCUUACGUGUAUUUUCUGUGAAGAACAUCAAAUGGUUAUUCCUCUUAACACUUCACAGACGAUAAUGGCUUUAUUAACACAAUAUACUGAGAAUUAUAUAGUGCUGGGCACAAGUCAGUGUGUAUGACGUGUAAGGAUCCUCAUUCUGGUAUUUGGUCAACUCUCGUCGUUGGAAUGAGUAACGUUAAAUGAUACAAUACUCUCGACCAAUUGUGAUUUGUUGGGAUACAAAUUUAACUGGGUGAUUCUUUAGCUUCCCAAACAGAAGUCUUUUUAUGACCCUCGGUUAAAUCUGAUUUGACGUCGCAUAUAACGCUCGUGAGCUGACUGUAUCUCGGCAGUUUUUCGAAUAGUAAAGGGGCUUUAAGAUAGAGGACGCCAAGGCUCUGCGACGCGGUCGGACUUGCAUCUUCAAUGAAAUGGCAAUAAUCUGUAUGUUGUGCAGCGUGUCAUGGACGAAAAGCGGCACAGUAUCGAUGUUAUGUUGAAAAUGUUUAUUCGACAAUACCUAGUAUUUCUACCAAUUUUCUACAUAWUUUUUUAAAUUAGCUAAGUUUAAUUUAAACGACGAGAAAGUGUUUUUUUUCAAUGGAUAAAAACUCUAAGGGCRCUUCCCUAAACGUUUCUAUGAACAUUAGAAAGACUGUGAAAUGUUAUGCGUACCCUAUCGCGUCGGAGGUCUGCCGCGUCCUCUGUCUUAAACUCCCUUCAUACUUUGCGAGGAACGUCAUUAUGAUAUCUUGCUGUGACAUCCCGAACAUUGACCGUAAAAGAAAAUUACUGYCAGUUUUCCUGAAUGUAACUAUAGAUGCGCUCCCCAGGCUAACUGUUUGCUGUUAUUCGCAGUAUAGUGCAGUUUUACGAGACGAGCCUGAGUAUCUAGUCACGUGGUACAACUUUGUGACGUCGCAAGUUACGUCACAUGACUGACAUCAAUCAAAAUAUGUAUUUUAAAAAGUGCAAACACUAAAAGCGUGAAAAAGUAGAUUGACUUAAUUCGUGAAACGAAAAUUGUGACAAAUAGCGUUAAAUUACGUCAAUUUCUUUGUUUUCUAUUGUCAAAUCAAGACUGUUUAGUAGUACUAACUAGUAUUUGUUUCACGGAUUUAGUUCGUCCACUCUACUUAACAAGUAAUGCUAAUUAGGGUAAUAUAUAAACAAUUGAAAAGGAAGGAAUCUGCAUAGAUUGAAGUAAAAAAAAAACCCGUGAAAUAGAUAUAUUUUACUGAGUAUACACUUUAGUACGCUCUAAUUGCAUUGUUUUCUUUUAUGUCUAUUUGUCUAUCACACUUUUUAAAUUGUCUAAUUUUGUUUCACAGGUUUAAUGACUUCAUUCUAAUCCAGUACAAUUUAGCACUAUUUUAUUACUAAAGUUUUUCAUGGUUUUAGUGUUAGCACUCUAUUUCUUAAAUGAUCUCUAAACGCACCUUGUAAUGCAUGGUGGUAAUGAUAUGCAGCGCCUCUGAUCUUUUGUUAUGACGUAACRUGACGUCAUUUUAUUGUAUUCGUCCAAA
This is a messenger RNA of Exaiptasia diaphana, 4578 nucleotides long. Its product is annotated as transcription initiation factor TFIID subunit 4. Gene Ontology annotation, biological process: DNA-templated transcription; transcription initiation at RNA polymerase II promoter. Gene Ontology annotation, cellular component: transcription factor TFIID complex. Gene Ontology annotation, molecular function: DNA binding; RNA polymerase II general transcription initiation factor activity; protein heterodimerization activity. Bases 19 to 2523 code for a protein of 834 amino acids. Lineage: Eukaryota; Metazoa; Cnidaria; Anthozoa; Actiniaria; Aiptasiidae. The transcript has 11 exons. The record is from RefSeq and is a predicted model, not a curated record.